Messenger RNA from Neoarius graeffei (lesser salmon catfish), 1858 nucleotides. It is a transcript of the gene trmt6, whose product is annotated as tRNA methyltransferase 6 non-catalytic subunit. Gene Ontology annotation, cellular component: nucleus; tRNA (m1A) methyltransferase complex. The record is from RefSeq and is a predicted model, not a curated record. Lineage: Eukaryota; Metazoa; Chordata; Actinopteri; Siluriformes; Ariidae. Gene Ontology annotation, biological process: tRNA methylation. The coding region runs from base 161 to 1573 and encodes 470 amino acids. The transcript is spliced from 11 exons.
GAAGUGAUAGUGUGCACGUGGAAAUGUCUCUCAGAAACUGCGUCCACUGAGUUCUUAUUUGUUUAGGUUGAUGUUUGUGGUGUUGAUGGUCUUCACUGAAUGUUUUUCACUGUGAAAUAUUGGUUCAUUACUGAAUCAUCCGAUCAGUCAGGGUGUGCAAAUGGCGGACUCGGAUGUGGACAGUGAUUUAGAUUGCAGAAUAACUGAAGGAGAUUAUGUGGUUUUGAAAAGAGGAGAUGUCUACAAGUCCGUGCAGGUGGAGACAAAAAAGAAGAUCGUUUUUGAGAAACAGUGGAUGUUUUUGGAUGCUGUUAUUGGGGAACUGUACGGCUCCACUUUUGAAGUGGACGCUGGAGGAAAACUCCGUCUACGAAAGCCAACGAACACUGAAGACUCCACAGAGGCCAAAGAAGCAGGCCAAGACAACAGACACAUCGUAGAUGAUGGCAAAUCGCAGAAACUGACCAGAGAGGAUAUUGAAUCACUCAAAGAGCAGGGAAUGAAGGGCCAGGAAAUAAUUCAGCAGCUCAUAAACAACAGUACAACAUUCAGAGAUAAAACUGAAUUUGCUCAGGAGAAAUACAUCAAGAAGAAAAAGAAAAAGUAUGAGAGCAGUAUCGCAGUACUGAAGCCUACCUCCCGUAUCCUGGCAAUGAUGUACCAUGGCCGAGAACCUGGAAAAAUUUGUCACCUGAGAUAUGACACUUUGGCUCAGAUGCUGACUCUGGGGAACAUUCAUGCUGGAAGUAAGAUCAUUGUGUUGGAGACGUGUGCUGGACUCGUCCUUGGUUCUGUUAUGGAGAGAAUGGGAGGCCAUGGCUCAGUGAUCCAGAUGUAUCCAGGUGUUGGACCGGUCAGAGCAGGCAUGGAGAGCUUUGGCUUCCCUUCACACUUCCAUGAUACACUACACGAAUUUCCCUUGUGUAAGGUGAACGCGCUGCUGUCAGGAACACUGAAUGUUGAAGAGAAAGACACCGACUCGGCAAAUAACGGCCAGUCGGACGAACAGCCUGCUGCACGUUGCACAAGCAGCUCUGAGUCACAGAGCAUGGAGGUGAACACAGACCCAGCUGAGGCCAAGAAGAUGGAGGAGAGAGAGAAGCUGCGGGAGCAAAAGGCACAAGAGAAGAGGAUGAGGAUGGAGGAGAAGAGGAAGAGGCUGGCUGCUGCUGCUGCACUGCUAGAAGGACGAAACGCAGACGGGUUAGUGAUUGCCAGCCGCUUCCACCCUUGUCAUGUGCUGCUGGGUUUACUCAGAUUUGUGGCACCAUCCAGACCAUUUGUAGUGUAUUGCCAGUACAGAGAGCCUUUAAUUGAAUGUUACACAAAGCUCAGGGAGCAGGGUGGAGCCAUUAGUCUCAAAUUGACAGAUUCCUGGCUCAGGCAUUACCAGGUGUUGCCCAAUAGAACUCAUCCCAUGCUGUUAAUGAGUGGGGGUGGAGGAUAUCUGCUGUCUGGAAUCACGGUCUCUGCAGAUUCUGCCACAUCAGGAGCACCACAAAAAACUGGCGAGCCAGUUGCCAAGAGGAUCAAGCUAGAUGAGAUUACCAGCUUGAGUAACAGUUCUGCGUAGCCUUUUUAUUUGGUUUAAGUUAUUUUAAUGAGACUAAAUCAAAUUACUCCCUCUCUAUGGAGAAAUGCUAGAUUACAUGCCCAUUUAAGUUGCUAGUCUUUAUUUGUACAUCUUUUACCCUUGUUUUUCUGAGGGCCAGUCUUUCAUCAAGGAGCUUUUUUAAUUUAAUUUAAUUUUUUUUUAAAGCACCAUGAGUGUGAAUCACUGCAGUUUCACCAUCCAUUGUGUAUAUAGUGCUAUAAUAAUCAAUAAAAUGUGACAUUAAUGGAACUGUAGUGUUGUCCU